Anneissia japonica is the source of this 1941-nucleotide messenger RNA. RefSeq names its product protein Wnt-1-like. The record is from RefSeq and is a predicted model, not a curated record. Gene Ontology annotation, cellular component: extracellular region. Lineage: Eukaryota; Metazoa; Echinodermata; Crinoidea; Comatulida; Comatulidae. Gene Ontology annotation, biological process: cell fate commitment; multicellular organism development; canonical Wnt signaling pathway. The transcript is spliced from 2 exons. Gene Ontology annotation, molecular function: frizzled binding; cytokine activity. The coding region runs from base 144 to 662 and encodes 172 amino acids.
GUGACUACAGUAACAAUAACGCAAUUAUUAAAGAGAAGGGGGAUUGGCAGUGGGGCGGAUGCAGUGAUAAUGCUCAAUUUGGAAAAACAUUUUCAAAGAAAUUUGUAGAUGCAGGCGAGAAAGGAAAGGAUUUGCGGUUUCUUAUGAAUCUUCAUAAUAACGAAGCUGGACGACGGACGAUCGUCUCUGAGAUGCACCACGAGUGUAAAUGUCACGGGAUGUCUGGUAGCUGCACGGUCAGAACCUGCUGGAUGCGUUUACCGACCUUCAGGAAAGUCGGCGGAAUAUUUAAAGACCGUUUUGAUGGUGCGUCACGCGUAGCAAUUAGCAACGCAGGAAAUCGUUACCAUGGAGAUACAAUAAAAAAUCUGCAACCUAGCAAUCCCAGUCAUAAGCCGGCUACUAAACGCGAUUUAGUUUACUUCGAAGAUUCGCCUGAUUUUUGUGCGAGUAACGGGCGGGAAGGAGAAUUUAGCACACAAGGACGAGAAUGCAAUGCAACGUCAUUAGGGCUAGAUGGCUGCGAACUGAUGUGUUGUGGGCGGGGCUAUAGGGCAGAAGUCGUCAGUCUAAAGGAGCGAUGUAGUUGUACUUUUCACUGGUGCUGUGAGGUGCAAUGCGAAGAAUGCACGACGGUGAGGGAAAUCAACAAAUGUUUGUGAUAGAGUAUUAACGUUCAUAGAGAAUGUCGCCAAAGUGUUUCGCUUUAUAUAUUAUUAUUUAAUUUUCCGUCUGCUGAUGUUUUUAUUUUCUUAAAAAAAGAAUUUUAAUUAAGUCAAAUGGUAAUAUAUGUAUAUGUAUGUAUAUAUAAUUGUAAAAUGUUGGAAUACCAUAUCGUACGAUAAAUAAAUUUUGCUAUUUGAAAUGAAUAUUUCAGGGCGAGAGAACUCUCUUUAUUUUACUGUAAUCCAUGCAAUUGGUGGUGUGUACGCGCAAUUAUUCACACCAUCGUGCGCACACACAUACACACACCCCCACCCACACAUCCACCACACACCCUAUUGUGUUCAUAAAAUAUUUAUUAGACCCUAAAAAAAAAUUGUGUUGACCAAGUCUCCGAUCCACCAAACUUUCUAUAAUAAUAUGCUUACCUAGUUGGACCCAAAAAUACUUAUAUGAUGUUCCAAAAGGCCACUUUCCAAGCUUUAAUUUACAAAAUCGAGAAAUGAAUUUACAAAGUCGAGACAUGAAUUAUAUCCCUCUCGUUACCAUUUUACCAACCGAAAUACAUGAGGUAAAUAACCAUUAGAAUUAGACCAGACCAUAUAUACAAAAAUAUUUCCAACCGACCGACCGAAUUUACUGUGGUUGGGCAAACACUGUGGUUACUAAUUAACAAAUAAGAAUCUUCUUCCAUUAAUGUCUUAUCAUUUGAUGUAAGGUCUUAGGCGCUAAUACAGUGUAACCCUAUCGCAUAUCUCUGGAUUUGAGAUUGUGUUUAUAUUUUUACGUUGGUAUAGUAUAAACUGUUAUCCUUGUUCGAUAUAAACAUAAUAAAAACAGCGUCAGCCAAUGGUGUAAAUCAAUUAUUGUUAGGUCACAGGCGCUUUAGAGAAAUAUCUAACUAUAGUUAGCUAACCUUUUAUAGCACACUGCGCAUUUUGAUUGGUAUACAAAAGUAUUAUAUUGAAGUAUUUAUCAAAAUAUCUACUUUUAGCUACACCCAGAAAAGGUUUACACACGUGACUCCCAGCGGGGAGUGGGGGCAGGGGGAUUAAGCCUUCCCAUCGGUCUGGUCAAGCCCCCCCCCCCCAUCGGCCAAAGCUCGUCGGGCAUUCGGACCAAAGAAUAAAUAUAUGCCUAGUUUUCCCAUCCCAGCCACCGGCCAUCUAGAAGUCCCAUUUUUUUAAAAUCUCGUUUUGGGAGGAGGGGACACCUCCUUCCAUACUCACCCCCGGCUCCGGCCUUCGGCCCACAGAUAACGCUCCGCGCUAUAGUUAA